CAUUUAUUACAAUUAACUAUGGUCCAAGGUACUGGUAAUAUUAAAAUUUGAUAUUUUUUAGUGGACGCAUUUUGCAUGGCGUCAUUGAGUUGGCAGCCAUGAUAAAUAUUAUAAAGUUAGGAGUGUUAUCGGUUUUACUGGCGUAUGCCAAAGCCGAUUGGCCGAUAGAUCUUUUAGAAGACCCGAUUUACCGUAACCAAGUUGAUGACACUGUCUACCGUCUACCUGAAGAGUUGGACCCCAUACAUUAUGAUAUAGAAAUAACACCAUACUUCGAAGCUACUGCUAAUAGACCGGCUUUCACUUUUGAUGGCAUAGUUACGAUUCGUCUUAGAGCAGUACAAGCCAAUUUAAGUGCUCUCAUCAUCCAAGAAAAUGUCCGAGAGAUCCUCUCUGUGACUCUCACCGACGAAGCUAAUGUGCCGAUUAGAAUCAACACAGCCAAUCCUUUUGAACGCAUCAGAGAGUACCACUUCCUAAAAAUAAAUCUGGCUGAUGGAGUUACCUUGGUUAAUGGACAAGUGUACUUGCUCACUGUAGAGUACAUUGGAAAUAUAAACGAGACACCGCUGUCGAGAGGUGUAUUUAGAGGAAACUAUGUCGGUGAUGAUGGACGUCUUCACUGGUACGCGGCAACUCAUUUGCAGCCAACGCACUCAAGGCAACUCGCACCGAGUUUCGACGAGCCCGGCUUCAAGUCUACCUUUGACAUGAUCGUCAACAGACCCGCGUCAUUUGGAGAGACCUUCGGCAACAUGCCCAUUCGACAGACGAUUCAAAUGGGAAACCGUGUGAAAGAGAUCUUCCACAGAACUCCUAGGAUGUCAGCGUACUUGCUAACGUUGCAUAUCAGCGAAGAAUUCACUGUUAUCGCCGACAACAACGACACUGCUAGGCCCUACAGGAUUCUUGCCAGGCCUAACGCUAGAGGACAAGGAGAAUACGCUUUGGAAGUGGGACCUCCUAUCACCAGGUGGUUAGAGAACUACUUGGGCAUUAGUUACUACUCUAUGGAAGAAAACAUGAAGAACGAUCAGAUUGCUUCGCCAUUCUGGGCGUCUGGUGCGACAGAAAAUUGGGGUUUGGUUACUUAUAGAGAACUCCGUCUGCUUGUCGAAGAAGGUGAGACUAAUGCAAAUGAUAAAAUGACGGUCGGCACCAUAACAGCCCACGAGCUGGCCCAUAAGUGGUUUGGCAACUUGAUUACUUGUCGUUGGUGGGACAAUGUCUGGAUUAAUGAAGGCUUUGCGAGCUACUUCGAGCAUUUUGCCAUGGACGGCGUUGAUAAAUCUCUGGAGCUAGCUGAUCAGUUCAACAUCCAGUAUAUGCAAAGCGCAUUGUCUUCUGAUGCCUCUGCUGGUACCAGGGCCCUGCAGCAUACAGUCAACAGCCCCACACAAGUGACUGGCCACUUCACAGGUAUCAGUUACUCAAAGGGAGCGGCAUUCCUUCUCAUGCUGAAGCAUUUCGUCACUGAAAACACUUUCAAAAAGGCCUUGAACUACUUCUUGGUUGACAGGUCCUACAAACAUGCAUUCCCAUCAGAUUUGUUCAAUGCUUUCGGCCGCGCUGUGAGAGAAGACGGCACCUUAGCUAGUGGAUUUAAUAUCGAACAUAUUAUGAGGUUUUGGGUUGAGCAGCCUGGUUACCCAGUGCUGAACGUAGAAGUUGACAUGAACACUGGCGUCAUAAACCUGAGACAGGAACGAUUCUUUAUCAGUGCAAGCACGCAAGGCACCCUUCAGGUGUGGCCUAUACCCGUGACAUAUAAGGGAAACAAUCCUGAUUGGAAUGCAUUGAAGUCCACUUUCGUCAUGGACUCUAGGAGCGCUCAAAUUCAAAAACCAGCUGGACGUGAAUGGGUUAUCUUCAACGUUCAACAGCAAGGCUACUACCGUGUCAACUACGACGUCGAAAACUGGGUCGCUCUGGCGCGAGUCCUCAAUAACUCUCACGAGAUCAUCCAUGUCCUCAACCGUGCUCAGAUUGUCGACGACGCAUUCAACUUGGCCAGGAACGGACGUCUGCACUACAAAAACGCCUUCGAAAUCUCAAGAUACUUGGAGAUGGAAAAAGAUUACAUCCCAUGGGCUGCUGCCAACCCUGCCUUCAACUACUUGGACAUCGUCCUUAGUGGCGCCAAUUCCUACAAUCUGUACAGGUACUACCUGCUCAACCUUACUGCUCCUAUGUUCGAGGACCUUGGCUUUGAUGUGAAAUCUGGCGAAGAGUUCGUCACUCCUUACCACAGGAACAUUAUUCUGGACAUUAACUGCCGUUUUGGCAACCAGCGGUGCAUCAGCAGGGCCCAGGAAAUCCUGCAAGCUUUCAAGAAUAACCCUAACCAGCGCCCCAACCCUGACAUCCAGACCUUGGUCUACUGCUCCAGUCUACGCGCCGGUAACGUGGAGAACUUCAACUUCCUCUGGAACAUGUAUCUAGGCACGUCCGACUCCAGCGAGCAGAGCAUCUUGCUUAGUGCCCUGGGAUGCACUAGCAAUGCUGAACGUCGUAACUUCUAUCUGAACCAAAUCAUCGACGACAACUCUGCAGUGCGAGAGCAGGACAGACACUCAAUCGCCGUCUCCGUCAUCAACUCCAGCCCUGAAGGCAUGAACGUCGCUUUGGACUUUGUCGUUGAAAACUUCCACAGAAUACAACCCAGGGUCCAGGGUCUUACAGGAACAACUAACAUUCUGAACACCUUUGCAAGACGACUGACCACAAGCGCUCAUAAUGAAAAAAUCGAUGAGCUGGUCAGGCGACACGAGAGCAUCUUCUCAGCCGGAGAGCGUGCGUCCAUCGCCGCUAUUAGAGAGAAUAUCGCAGCCUCCAUCGCUUGGAGCAAUAGCAAUGCAGGCAUCGUCGAAAAUUGGCUGAAAGAGAAUUACGGGCCACCCAGUGGCGCCAAAUCCUUAACCGCUGGAUUACUUGUUCUCAUCUCUCUCUUUGUGGCUAUUUUCAAUCAUUAGAAUUUACUUAUUGUAAUUUUAUAUUUAUUUUAUAAUAAUUUUACGAUAAAAUAUUUUUAUACUUAAUUUUAU
Manduca sexta (tobacco hornworm) is the source of this 3044-nucleotide messenger RNA. RefSeq names its product aminopeptidase N-like. The record is from RefSeq and is a predicted model, not a curated record. NCBI's taxonomy places the organism in Eukaryota, Metazoa, Arthropoda, Insecta, Lepidoptera, Sphingidae. Gene Ontology annotation, biological process: proteolysis; peptide catabolic process. Gene Ontology annotation, molecular function: zinc ion binding; metalloaminopeptidase activity; peptide binding. Gene Ontology annotation, cellular component: cytoplasm.